This is a messenger RNA of Pimephales promelas (fathead minnow), 2635 nucleotides long. The record is from RefSeq and is a predicted model, not a curated record. Lineage: Eukaryota; Metazoa; Chordata; Actinopteri; Cypriniformes; Leuciscidae.
AGAGCGAGAACGGGGUGUGCUGCUGUGUGAAUUCUGCGUGAAAGAAAAUAGGAAGAAACACAGGGCGCUUUUCUCCCUAGAUUCACCUGUGGAAGGGAAUGAACAAGCAGACGCGAAAGAAGAUAAGGAACAACCUUGUCAUUGAGCGUUGCCUCGAUUUAACGUGCCUCAAGUUCUGCCCUCAUUUUCCACCCCAAUCACAAGAAUCUCUCUCUCUCUCUCCACUCUAAUCUCUGUUCAACUCCACUCUUGACAAAACUCAGGGGAGUUCAGUCUGACUGGAGAGGAAAGGGCGUAAGAAAUCAUCUUAAGUAUCUGCCCUGCAAGAGGAAGACAUAUCUUUUAAAGCCCCCACCUCUUCUUCCUCUGCUGUCUCUCAAAUAUGACCUUGCUGGCAUCUGAGAGGUCACUGCUUAUCCGCAAUAAGUUCCGUUCAGUUCUGCAGUUGAGAAUACAGAACCGCAGACAGCAGAAUGAACUUAAUGCAGAGUCUGGUACAAAGGCCUCUGUCUCUGAUAACGUUGGGGAGAAAAAAGUCAGCAGUGGUUUGCGUCAGACAGAAGAUGGUGCCAUUCAGAAGUCGCCCCCUAGUGGUCUGACUGCUCAAACUGCACCAGACAGGAGUUAUGGUGGAGCUCACAGGCAGAAGAAGGCUCGUCUGGCUGAGGAUCUGAGUGUGAAAAUUCAGAGUCGGGCUGGACCACUUGAACUCCUGCAGAGGCAUAUUCUGCCUCUAGAGAACACUGCUUCUUUGCCAUCAAAUGUAUUUGAAGAUGACAACUCCUCUUCUGCCUCUGCAUCUCCCGAGCAACUCGGGAUGCACCAAUCUCCUGGCUUCUCAUCAUCACCUGGGCAAGGAUGUGACCAAUCACCAAGUGAUGCGUCACCUAUUGCUACGCCGAUCAGCCCAAACAAUGUACAGUGCAGAUUGGCAUUGCUCCCGGCAACCGAGUGCAUCAGCCAACCAAUGACCAUGACAGUAACGGGGUCAAACUCCAUGUCAACAACUGGCAGACCGAAAGGGAUGUACAUGCCCUCCCAGACACCACCACUGCUGCCAAAGACAGCACAAACUCCAGCUCCAUAUUCUCAUUCCAUUCUGGGUGGGUCCUUAACUUCAUCCCGCCCUCCUCGGCCACGAAAACCUCGCGAUUCCAAACCUAAAAUGAGGAAGCUGAAAUACCAUCAGUACAUUCCCCCAGAUCAAAGGACUGGGACUGGAAACGGAGCCGGAAAUGCUUCACAAAAGAAUAACAACAGUCAGGCUCCGGCCACUGAUUCCUCUCACUCCCACCUCUUGCAACAACAGCAAGUGUACUUAAAACUACAAAUUCUUAACCAGCAACAACAGCUCACUGUGACAAACAGUGAGAACCAUUCGAAGAUUCCUGGAACUACACCUCAAAGUCCCCCUCAGUCUGGAACCCCUUCAACAAACCCCUCUACUCCUGAUACAAGUCCCAUCCACCAGGCAGAGUUCCUCCCCUCAAACCUUGAUGACCUAACGGUGUCAGUUCUUCGUCAGCAGUUGCGGAAACGUGGACUCCCAGUUUCCGGCACUAAGCCGGCACUACUAGAAAGACUCCGUCCUUUCCAGAUGCCGCGUCCCCUGUUAACCCCUGCCCCACUUUGCCAGCUAGGGGCCACACUAGAACCAUCCCACCCUGCUGCACUCAACCAAAUCCCUUCCAGUGUAAACACCUCCGCCAAGUCUGUUCCAAUGUACAUCCACCCUUCGGGUUUAUCGGAGCAAAGCAUAGCUGGUGAUACUUACCUCACUUCUCCUUCUUCUGCUGGCUCCAGUCCAACCUUACAUACGUCCUCUUCUCCAAUUCCCUCUGGCGCCACAUGGAGGCCAGGCCAGCCAGUAGAUGAACUUAGUGUGGAGCUGGAAAUGAGAGAGAGGUUGAGGAGCAGACCCAGAGAAGUAGCGAAAGACUCUCAACUGUGUGGAAGUUCCCUUCAUUCGUUCCUGCAACAGGAGCCAGGAUGCACCAGAGGGAAACCAGACACAGGCGGACAGGAACUGCUCUUUACGUACUGCACUGGUGAAGGAAAAGCAAACUGUUGUCAGCUUUGUGAUGUAAUUGGUCAAGACUUUGAUUUGCCUAUGCAAAUCACUGCCAGUCCAGCACAGGCAUCGCCCCUGUCCGGAAUGGACCCUACUCAGUCCAUCGAUGACAUAUUGGACGAGACUAUUGGUUGUUCAGAUAACUCCUCACUCAUCACAGACGUCCAAUCAGCCACCACCAUCCUCUCAGGUUCCUCCCCCACGCCGCAGCCUGACCAAUCACAGUUCACCAAGCGCCAAAAAGAAGACAACUUUCUUUCCUCUCCUCUGUGCUCUUCGCUUCUUUUAGAGCUUCCUCCCUCACCUAACAACGCCCCACCCCUCGGUUCAACCCCAACUCUACUUCCUCCUCCCCCCAUCUGCACCACUCCACCAUCCAGCUCACUGUCCAGGGAAAGAAGGUCAGAGGUUCUUGUUUUUGACCCUGCUGAUUGGCUGGAGACCUUGACCUCUGGCCUGCACCCGCUAACACCCCCCACCGCCCCAUUUUUAGAGAAUGACUUUGGCCUUGACGCAGACCUGAACGUCAACAGGGUCCUCGACCUGAUGGUGGAGCAAUGGUGA